AUAUCCAGGGAAUGUAGCGAUAGACACGGGAGCGGCCAAGGAAACGAUGAACGUGACAUACGAUAUUAUUUCGCCUGUAAGCAAUAGUAGUGCAAAUUUCAGUGAUGUCGGUAGUACAAAUAGUUCUAGAGUUAAACGCCAAAGCACCUGGUGGUCAGCGCCCACAAACCAUAAGUAUAAUACGGACCGCGGAGGACCGGCAGGAAGUGGCGACCGUGGACGUGGUCGUAGUGGUGGUGGUGGUGGCGGUGCCACUCGCUACAAAGGAGGAUGUAUGGGUUCGAUCAACCGAGCAGAGCAGACGAAAGCGUACAACUUUGCACGAAACCUCCAAACAAACGCACGCCAAGCACUCUCAGGAUUUCCGAUAGCGAGUGGAUUUAUCGAAAAAUCGCUUGUAAGCCAUUUUGAAAUAUUGAACCUGGUGCCAACAACGAGACAAUCAUCAACCAAACCAGACCACUCCGGUGAUAAUUCGUCGCAUGGCAAACACUACGGCACAUCGACGAACGGUACGGCCAGCGGAUCCGGAACAAUCGGUACGGAUACGGAGAAAGGCAAUUUGGGCAUCGCGACAAAAUGGCGGAGGGUAGGGCUGAUAACGGGACGAUCGGUCCACCUGGAUACGAUUAUUUGGCCUGGUGGAGAUGUUACCGUUUCGGGUCUAUCCGGUAAAGCAAAAACAAUGUUCCGAGUGGUAGUUUCAGUGGCGCCACCAUUCGUAAUGGAAUCGCCGGUAAACGAGGAGGGCGAAUGCCUUCGGGGCCUCAUAUGCUACCAGAUAUAUACCACCGGUCGUCACAACCUGACGUUGAUGUUCAACGAAAUCGAGCGGCGUAACCGUUUGAGGGAGAUCGAUCCGGCACCGCAUCUCUAUAACGAGGACCGCCAUCAGGCAUAUCCGCUUUAUCGCAAACGCUGCUGUUACGGUCUAUCGAUGGACUUGCUGCAGAAGCUGGCGGCAGAGAUAAACUUUGACUUCCAUCUGUAUAUUGUCCACGAUGGACUGUUUGGACGUAGAAUUCCUGGCUUAAUGAAUGAAAAGCAGACGACGGGACCAGUGCCCCCAGUGCGUAGUCCCACACCAUCGACCAACGUGGAAUCAAAGUCAAAGUUUGACGCGCAAUCGGGAAGAAGUUUAAAGCGUGGAUCGAAACUGAAACAGGCACAAGCUGCUGCAAACGCCAGUAGGGAUGAGAUAUCCUACUAUCCGUUUGAGUUCUCUACCGCUCCACCGGUUCGGACUCGACAACAGUGGAACGGUGUUAUCGGGGACCUCAUGUCUGGGACGGCUGAUCUAUCGUUUGCUCCAUUGAGCGUCUCAAAGGCCCGCUCGGAGGUUAUCGACUUUACUAUACCAUACUUCCAUGGGGGAGUAUCAUUGCUGGCUGCACCAGAAACGUCCACCGACAUACCACUGCUGGCGUUUUUGCUACCCUUCUCGCCGGAACUUUGGAUAGCCAUCUUUACCUCGCUGAACGUCACGGCCGUUGCAGUUGCGAUCUACGAGUGGUUGAGUCCGUUCGGCUUGAACCCUUGGGGGAGGCAACGGAGCAAGAACUUUAGCAUGUCCUCCGCGCUUUGGGUCAUGUGGGGUCUACUUUGCGGACACUUGGUCGCCUUCAAGGCGCCGAAAUCGUGGCCCAACAAAUUUCUCAUCAACGUGUGGGGUGGCUUCAGCGUCAUCUUUAUUGCGUCCUACACUGCCAACAUCGCGGCACUCAUAGCGGGCCUAUUGUUCCACAACGAGGGAAAGUACUACGAAAUGUCGAUGUUAACGCAACGUGUUGGUUCGCCAAUCGCUACCGCAGCAGAAUCGUACGUCCAGCAGAACGAUAAGCGACUCUGGGAACACAUGAAAAAAUAUCAACUACAAAGCAUCGACGAAGGCAUACAACGUUUGAAAAAUGGUACCAUCGACUUACUCAUGUGUGAUACUCCUAUAUUGGAUUACUAUCGCGGGACGGACCAAAGCUGUUCCUUACAGCGGAUAGGUGAUAAUUAUAUUGAAGAUUCGUAUGCCAUAGGAAUGUCCAAGGGCUUCCCGCUGAAGAAAACUAUGUCCGCCCUUAUAUCCAAGUACUCCCACGACGGCUAUCUGGACAUACUCACCGCGAAAUGGUAUGGAGAUCUACCCUGCUUUCGGCUGGACCGCGAGAUGGCACAACCGAAACCGCUCGGUGUGACGGCGGUAGCCGGUGUGUUUUUGUUGCUCGGUGUCGGCAUGGUGCUCGGCGUACUGAUACUAAUCAUCGAGCACGUGUUCUACAAGUAUACGCUGCCGAUACUACGCCAUCAGCCGAAAGACACGAUCUGGAAGAGCCGCAAUAUCAUGUUCUUCAGCCAGAAGCUGUACCGGUUCAUCAAUUGCGUCGAGCUGGUCUCACCGCAUCACGCGGCGAAGGAGUUGGUGCACACGAUACGUCAAGGCCAAAUUACCAGCUUGUUCCAGAAGAGCGUCAAACGGAAGGAGGAUGAGCAGAGGCGACGGCGCAAGAGCAAGGCCCAGUUCUUCGAGAUGAUCCAGGAGAUACGCAGAAACAUCAAACUCAACAGGGUGCAGCUGGACACGGACGUUGACGUGGAUGCGUCCCUAUCGGCGACAUCGGAGAGCACUUCGCAGGCGUUACUGCCGGAGGCACAUCCGGUCGGUGGUGGGCGACUGUCGGUGUCUGCUUCUGCCAGCCGCCGGGCCAGCCCUGGCCAACGGUUGCGGGCCGGGUUCGGGUUCGGCAAGCGAGACGCCAAUGCCAGCGCCAGCAAGAGUUCGUCCUUUGCGUCAUCGUUGAACGUGCGCCGGUUCAGCACGGACAGCAUCAUCAGCGAGCGGCUUGGGACCAUCGGAAGACGGCUCAGUCGAGAUGCGGCAACCAGUUCGCCACCAGAUCUUUCGCACCAUUUCGAAACGUUUGGCAAGGGUGGCGGGGUUUCGAAGGAAGCGUCCAAAUUUGACACCUACUCGGGAAAAAACAACAGCAAGGAGAGCAUCGUCGCCGUGUUCAAGUGCGACACGUUCAACGGGAAGCUAUCGGCCGGACAGGACACGGUAGACGCGGGAGCAUCGUCAAACUCGGCAACGAGCGUGAACAAGGACACCGGACGGGUGAUGCCCGAGGGAGAAGAAAAGCCCGUCCUACCAGUGAAAACCAGAAAACGUUCCCGUCGCUCACCACUUAAUCUCGAGCUGUACGAAUCCAGCCGCCGGCGGCUAAUACCUAUCAAUGAGCGUGUGGCGCAAGGGUUGGCACCGCCAUUCCUCGAGGCAGACACCGGCAGCGCAUUGCUGCGUGAUAAGCUGCACGAAGAGUUGCGCCUCAAGUACGGGCAAACGCGCUGGAAAGGUUCUUCUUCUGGGAAUGGUGCAUCGGAAAGUGUGGAAAACGGUGGGGUGGAAAGCAUCAAAUCAACGGAAAACCAGGCAGGAAGCAGUAAACGUCGACCAAACCGGCGACUAUAAAAAAAAUUACAGUCAGAAAUCGAACACCAACAAAAACAACUGAUAACAUUAAUAUACAGGCACAUCUGGUAUGUGGAGCUCAUUAGUGUAUAGAAAGAAACCAAAUUUUGCGGAGAAUACGAUUGAUGUAGGAAGGAACAAGAAAAACACAGAUGUCAGUGUUUAGUCCUAGAAAAGGGCACAAGAAAAACAAAAAAUUAACGAAACGAAAACUUAGCUACACACGAUAUCAUGCGAUGGAUAGAUCCACCAUUUCGUUGUUCAUACCCGCCAAAAAUGGACAUCGAGCAUGAAGAAGGUUAAAGCAUUUGUAAAUUCGUAUCAGCCACGGAAGAGCGCGCUAAGCGCGCAUAGGUAAAGUUGUGGCGAUAACAAUGGCUGUAGGAUCUACUGCCGAUGAGUUUCUGUUCGUGUUUUCAGUGGCCACCAUUUAGCCUGUCAGUCCUCGUUACUAUUACGUAUCUUGGCACCGAAGCUAAAACUCCAUCCACCAAAAAGGUGGGGGAGCUUUCUUACACUUACUGUCAUAACAUGACAUUCUCUGUGUCUAGGAGUGCCUACUUUGAUAUUGCUAGCAAGCCUUCUCUCCUGUGUUCAGAGGACGUUUUUAAUUUUAACUAUCGCGGCUCUAUAUAAUGGAACCAACGGGUGUUAGGCCUUUUUCGUACUGAAAUUCAAUCAUUUAACGACCUAAUACGAAGGGAGAUUGUGUGGUACAUUUGCGGAACUGUAGCGUACAGGGGAUGAAGAAAAUAUGUGACGACACAAUUACGCCACGUAAAGUGGUACUUUUGCGCUUACUUACCACAAUGCUACAUUUGUUUUCUUACGAACUAAAGCUUCUUACUACUUCCAGCAACGGGACGAUUCGACAUUGGUGAUUGUGCAGGGGUAAAUAUACUAGAACUUUUGUGGUCCAAUUUCAGAAAGCAAUUUCAAUGUUCCCAAUUAUAAAACAGUCCAGGGGUCUUGAACCAUUAUACGUACACUGUAAAAAUAAGGAUACAAAAUACAAAAAAAUCUUCCAUAAGCACUUCACAAAAGAAAGAUAUUGGCAACUAACAGGAACUAAAUUUCAUGCAGUUGUAAAAUUAAAGCUAAUUUUUACUGUUCAUUGAUGGCUCCAAUAUUUAUUCCGCUCCCUGUGCUAACAUGUCUAUAGGAUAUUGAUGCAUAUAGUUUCUUUGCAUUACAGUUCAUCAUAACAGAAUCCCACCUUGGUUUAUUGAAUUUCCGUUUUUCAUUGCAAUAUAUUGAUUAGGUAAUUAGAUAUCAUUUCAGAUAGUUAAAAGCACCUUUUAGGCAAAACAAAGGAUUAAAAUAGAAAAGUUCCACAACUCGGUAAUAUACAAACGGAAAACAAUAACGACAAAAAACAGGCAAAUGGAAAAAGUACACUAACAUCACAAAAGGUCUGAAGGGGGUUGAAUUUUGCGAUUUAGAAAAGUAAUGAAAAAGAAAAACAUAACAAACCAGAAACAACAUUAUAUAAUAUUAAAAAAGGUAGCUUUAAGAUGCGAUUGAUGGUAACGUACGAUUGAAGAAAAAAAAACAACAAACUACUACAAAACGUGAUUUAAAAACAC
This is a messenger RNA of Anopheles coustani, 5043 nucleotides long. RefSeq lists its product as uncharacterized. The transcript is spliced from 12 exons. Bases 47 to 3457 code for a protein of 1136 amino acids. NCBI's taxonomy places the organism in Eukaryota, Metazoa, Arthropoda, Insecta, Diptera, Culicidae. Gene Ontology annotation, molecular function: transmitter-gated monoatomic ion channel activity involved in regulation of postsynaptic membrane potential; NMDA glutamate receptor activity. Gene Ontology annotation, cellular component: plasma membrane; postsynaptic membrane. Gene Ontology annotation, biological process: ionotropic glutamate receptor signaling pathway; synaptic transmission, glutamatergic; modulation of chemical synaptic transmission. The record is from RefSeq and is a predicted model, not a curated record.